Peronospora matthiolae is the source of this 2955-nucleotide messenger RNA. The record is from the annotation of a GenBank genome assembly. Lineage: Eukaryota; Oomycota; Peronosporomycetes; Peronosporales; Peronosporaceae.
AUGUCGUCCACCAGCAACGCCUCCAUCGACAAGUUCAACGGAGACAAUUACGCAACGUGGAGUCGGUACAUGCGCGGUGUGUUUUUGACGAAGUCCGUCUGGCACGUUGUCAACCGUGAAGUGACUCCGACUUUCACCGACCCGCGAGCGUCCGAUGACUACGUCAAGGCAAGCAACGUCGCGUUUGGUAUGAUGCUGCUGCACAUGAACGCGGACUACCAUCAUGUGCUGGACAACUGCGAGGAAGCCUGGGUUGCGUGGACAAGUCUGAAGACGCUGUACGGUGGGUCGCAGAAGGCAGGACGCAUCUACCUCAAGCGACAACUUUUCAGUAUCAAGAUGGCUGAAGGCGCGAAUGUCAUGCAUCACUGCAACGAGGUCCUCAACAUCUCCGCCAAGCUUAGCGGCAUCGGUGCGAAGAUGGAAGACGAAGACGUUGCAAUUUGUCUGCUACUCAGUCUUCCGAAGAGCUACGAAAAUGUGGUGCUCAACAUGGAAAUGAGCAGCACCGAGCUUCGCACUCAAGAUGUGGUGAGAGUCCUGACGAAUGAGCAUGCCAAGCGUCAAGGAGAAAAAGGGACAACGACAGCGACUACGGUGAAGGCUGAAGAUGCAAGCAAGGCAUUCAGCGCCGAGCGUGAGCCCUACCAAUGCACGUAUUGUGGCAAGGUGGGACACACGGUGGAUCGUUGCUGGACAAAGCAGAAGAACGAAGGUCGGGGAGCCCGACGCGGCGGCAAUGGUCGUGGAAGCGGGGCUAACAAUGUCCAGUGGGGACAUCAUGAUGAAGGCAAUGGCUACGAUCGAGUGGCGUUUGCAGUCUCGUUCGAAUGUGGAGUUUCGACGAGCAAGGACGUGUCUGGAAUGUGGGCCGUCGACAGUGGUGCAACGCACCACAUUUGCCACGACAAGACCAAGUUCGCAAGUUUGGCAGAGCGCAAUGAGGGCGAACUCUUGGUGGCUGAUGGCAACAAGGUGGCCAUCAAGGGUGUGGGAACCAUCAUGGAAAAGGUGGUUCUGCCCAACGGUGAAGAGCGUGAGAUCGAAAUCAAGAACGCGCUAUAUGUUCCAAGUAUGAGCAAGAACCUGCUCUCGGUGCCACAGAUUAACAGCCAUGGCAAGUUUCAAGUCGUGUUUGACGGGUCCAAGAUGUAUGUGACUCUCAAGAACUCACAGCAAGUGGUGGCGACAGCGGAUCUCGUGGAUGGACUCUACUGGCUUCGGACGACUCAACGAUCAGCGAAUGUGACAACAAGUGGAACCAGUUGUGCCGAUCUACAUGCGAGAAUGGGUCAUGCUCCAGUCGAUGUACUUCGCAAGAUGAUCGCGACCAACAUGAUCAAGGAUGUGCGAGUCCCUCUCAAGUCGGGUGGAGCAACUACAUGUCGAGGAUGUCAACAAGGGAAAAUGGUCCAAAAACCAUUUCCAAGCAACCGAGACAAGCGCAGCUACGAUACGUUUGAGCUACUUCAUCUGGACAUCUGCGGGCCCAUGGAAAAGGAUUCGCUCGGUGGCAGCAAAUAUUUGCUGCUGAUCAUCGACGAAGCCAGUGGAUGCAUGAAGGGCUUUUGUCUACGAGUGAAGUCCGAGAGUGAAGACUACAUCCGGAAAUAUAUCACCAUGGUACAGACGCAAUUCUGUAAGAAGGUCAAGUUCGUGCGACACGACGGAGCUCGCGAGUUUGCAACCAACUCGCUUCAACUGUUCUACGAAGACGAAGGCAUUGAACAGCAGACAACGGUGCCGUAUGCACAUCAAACAAACGGAACAGCAGAGCGUGCCAUUAGGACUAUUGUCACGAUAGGCCGAAGCAUGCUUCAUCAUGCCAAACUGGACAAGUGUUUCUGGGCCGAAGCAGCGAUGACGGCCAUCUACGUCAAGAAUCGACUGCCGUCACCUAAAGUCGUGCACAAGACCCCGUUUGAGAUCGUCUACAACUUGAAACCAAGCGUCAAGCACAUGCGAACAUUCGGGUGUCAGACAUACAUACUGACGCCUAAAGAGAAUCGACUCAAGUGGGAUCCAAAGGCUCGCGCUGGCAUAUUCGUGGGCUACGAAGAAGUUUCGAAGGCAUAUCGUGUUUAUGACAUCGAGGCGGGGCAGGUGGUUAUCAGCCGCGAUGUCAACUUCGACGAGUCCACCUUUGGACUUCAACUGCCGAUCACUGAUGAAGAUGUCGAUGACCUGGACUUCGAAUUGCUGGAUCUUGAUGACGAAGAGCUGCGUCAAAUGGAGUACAAGCAAACAGGCAAGCGCAAGAACCGACUCAAUGAUGAAGAUACAGCAGCUCCACGACCGCGUGCAGUGCGUCAACGACCAGGACUAGAAGAGUCAAGCGCGCCGGAAAACAACUCGUCACGACAAGAAGAAGACGAAGAAACGAAGGAUUCUGGUGAUUCAACACCGCCUGUGUUUUGGCGUGCGAGUGCAAAUGCCGUUGAAGCAGCAGUGGACUUAUCAGAACCCUCAACAUUUGAAGCAGCAGUAAGCGGCCCUGACCAAGUGCACUGGAGAAAAGCAAUUCAUGCAGAGCUCGAGUCAAUGCGACUUCGCGGUGUGUUUUGUGCAGCCAAGCUGCCCAACGGACAACGCGCCAUUGGCACAAAAUGGGUGUUCAAGAUCAAGCGCAAGGCGGAUGGGUCAAUCGAGAAGUACAAGGCACGACUUGUGGCCAAGGGUUUCCGCCAAAAGUAUGGCAUCGACUACACGGAGACGUUUUCGCCUGUGGUCAAGUAUGUGACGCUGCGAAUGGUGAUCGCAAUUUCCAAGCAUUUUGGAUGGCCCAUCGACCAGCUUGAUGUGGUGACAGCUUUCCUGUAUGGCGUCAUGAAGGAACAAGUGUUCUGCGUGAUUCCUGAAGGCGUCGAACUUGACAGUACGUUCGACUGCCUGGAAUUGGUGAAGUCAAUUUACGGCCUCAAGCAAGCGUCGCGAGUGUGGAACGAGACGUGUUGA